AUGAGGUCCCGUAGCAACAGUCUGGAGGACAUAACCAAGGGCAAGGCGGCGGACACGCGGAAGCGUUCUGCAGAGCGGGAGGAUCCCUCAGGGAGGGCAGAGCGCCGCAGCCGGCACAGGGAGCCGCCUGACGACACCGGCACCAUCCAGAGGAACCACAAGACGCCCAAGAACGGCACCAGUGGGAGUGGGAGUGGGAGUGGGAGCAGCUCCGCCAGCGGUCCUGCAAAGACAGGUCGACGGGAGAAGACCAGGGACCUUUCCCGGGACGACCUCGUCUUCCUACUGAGCCUGCUAGAAGGAGAGCUGCAGGCCAGAGAUGAGGUGAUCACAGUGCUGAAGGCAGAGAAGAUCGACUUGGCCCUGCUGGAGGCCAAAUAUGGCUUCGUCACACCGCAGACAGUCCUCCAGUCCCUGCAGAGGGACGCCAUCCAAGGCAAGGCUGAGCUCUUCCAGGAGGACAUCUAUGAGAAGCCCAUGGUGGAGCUGGACAAGCUGGUGGAGAAGCAGAGGGAGACGCACCGCCGGAUGCUGGAGCAGCUGUUGAUGGUGGAGCAGUCCCACAAACAGGCCCUGUACAAGCUGGAGGACGAGAAGAGGAACCACGGAGAGUUCAUGAAGAAGAGCGACGAGUUCACCAACCUGCUGGAGCAGGAGCGCGAGAGCCCCUCCAGGUAA
This is a messenger RNA of Centropristis striata (black sea bass), 678 nucleotides long. Its product is annotated as filamin A-interacting protein 1-like. Lineage: Eukaryota; Metazoa; Chordata; Actinopteri; Perciformes; Serranidae. The record is from RefSeq and is a predicted model, not a curated record. The transcript is spliced from 4 exons. Bases 1 to 678 code for a protein of 225 amino acids.